UUCUUCCUAAGGGAAGCAGUUGCUUCCUCAUACAACCACAGCCUUAGGCCAGCCACAUUGCUGGAAAUUGUCUCCUUUGCUCCCACUACUCAGGUUCCUGAGGUCUUUCCAGCUCUUGCUCUUCUUCCCACCCACCCUCUGAGCUCUUGGGCUAAAUUCCAACACUUUAUUAUUAUUUUUCAUUCCAGGGCUGCCUUCUAUGUUGUCACCAGAUAAUACAGUUCAGGCUAGACAAUUCUCUCAUGCCAAUAAAGUGCAGUAACUGUGUCUUCAAGAAGGAUGUAUUAUUGAUGGUAUAUUGAUGAUGUUCAUCUCCACAGAUGUUGAGAGCUGAUUUCUGAGACAGAAGAAGGACUCGUACCUAAUCAAAAGUGAAGAAGCAUUAAAAGGAGAAGAUUUCACAGUGAGAUUCUCAGAGGUGGCAAGAUGAAAAAAAGUUUCCGCAAUUCCUCCAGCACAUUGUCCUAUAAUGUAAAUCACUCCUGGGCUAUAAAUUUUGGAGGUAUAUUAUUCAGCCACUCAAAGGAUCUCCCCAAAAUUGUAUUGGGAUUAUGUGUUGUGACUAUACUUGGAGCGCUUUUGAAGGUCAAAAUGAAAGAUUCACACUUUCCUCUCCCACUAAUCCUGUUUUUCAUAGGAUGUUCUUUUGAAAUCCUAAGCUUUGCAUCUUAUCAGGUGAAACAAUAUGCAGAGAUGUUACAAUGGAUGGAUCCUGUCAUAUUUAUUAAUUUGUUUACUCCAAUAAUUAUAUUUUCAGUUUCAUUUGACAUAGAUUUUUAUAUGCUUCAAAAACUAUUUUGGCAGAUAAUAUUUCUUACAGUCCCAGGCUUUUUCCUGAAUUACGCCUUAGUUGACUGGUACCUGUUCUCUGUGAAUAAGCUACUUUUGAAAGGCAUUACACGGAUGCUGUUUGCAAUCAUCAUUGUUUGUACAGAUCCCAUGCUCACUACGACUGCUAUCAAGAAUCUCGGUCUUUCGAAGGGCCUCACACACUUAAUUAAAGGUGAAUGCGUAUUCAUGGCUGCUUUAGCUGAAAAUACUUUCAAGAUCACUUUACAGAUUGCCAACAAUCAUCAUAAAGAGAUUUCUACAAAGUUAGGUAUUAUUAUUUUGAGUGACAUUCUGAUAAAAUUUGUUGGAAGUUCUCUUUUUGGAUUUGUAAUGUACAAAGCUUUCCAAUUAUGGCUGAGGAAUAUAUUUUCUGAUGAUAUCACUGAAGGAAUGCUCAGUUUUUCAUUAAUAUACAUCAGUUUUUAUGUGGCUGAAUGGAGUGGAAUGUCGGGAAUUAUUACUUUGACUGUGUUGGCUCUUCUUUUAAAUUCCACAAGCUUUAAACCAGGAGCUCAGCUAUUCCUUUUCAAAUUCUGGAAAAGUCUCAAAUUUUUUGCUUAUCUGAUGAUAUUUACCCUGAUUGGACUGAUGAUCCCAGCACAUACAUACUUAUAUUUAUCGUUUUCGGAUAUAUAUUACGCAGUACACUUCUACUUCACACUGAUUGUCAUCAGAAUUCUGGUCUUUUUGAUAAUGAGCCCCAUUUUAUCUCGUCUUGGCUAUGGAUUUACCUGGCGCUGGGCAUUUACAAUUGUCUGGAGUGAAAUGAGGGGGCUACUUAACAUAAACAUGGCUCUAAUGUUUUCUUACACUGACAAUGCCUUGGGAACAGAGGGAGAAAAAUCUCAGAUAUUACUUCAUGGAGUAACAAUAUGUUUAAUAACUUUGAUGAUCAAUUCAAUCACAUUACCGCGGGCAGUUAUCCAAUUAGGUCUCCGUGACAUUACAUUAACACAACGCAAGUCACUCUAUUACACAGUUCAGCAUUUUCAAGGAAUAAUCAAGGCUUCAGCUUCUGCAUUAAGAUUUGACAGAGAUCUUGCCAAUGCAGAUUGGAAUUUAGUUGACAAAAAAAUCAUGUUUACAAAUCCAUAUAAGUUGAAGCCAGAAGAAGAAAGACAGAACCUCAAAUGUCCAGAUUGUAACAAGGAAAUAAGAGAGGCCAGCAUUAAUACUGAAAUCAUGGAACUGGCAAGAAUACGUCUCUUAUCGGCACAAAUAGCAAGCUAUGAGAGGCAAUACAUACAUGAGAUUUUGUCCCAAAGUGCAGUCAAAGUUUUAGUAGGUGCUGCAGGGAGUUUUGGCGAUAAAAAGGGAGAAUUUAUGAGUUUUCAGACAAUACGGGCUUAUGCUGAAAAAAAGAAAUUCUUUAAUUUUGUGAGGAAAAUAUUACUUAAUUGGGUUUAUAACACUAGAAAAGAAAAAGGAGUGCCAUCAAAAAAUCCAGUUCUCUUAUUUUGUCAUAAGAUUGUAUUUAAUGAUGAAUUUGAAUCCAGUGUAUAUCUUAUAAUCAUAUUGAAUAUGGCUCCUCUUCUAAUUUCUUGGAUACCCCAGUUAUAUGUGAUUUACGAGAAAGAAGCCAGGACUGUAAACCACAUGUUCCUUUCGUUUUACAUAAUAGAAAGCAUACUUAAGUUAGCAGCAAUGAGAAAGGGAUAUUUCCAACACAACUGGAACCUCUUUGAGUUACUAAUCAUAGUACUUGGCAUCAUUGAAGAAAUACUGAUGGUGACAGAUGCUUUUAAGAAUUCUAUCUAUGUAUUUCAAGCUUUGAUCGUUCUAAAAAUUUCAAAUUUACUACGUGUCUUUCGCAUAUUAAAGCUCAUAACACCAGUGCUACUUCAAGUAAUAGAUAGAAGAAUGACACAUCAAUUGUCCUUUAGAUACGCCAUUUUAAAAGGAUAUGUCCAAGGUGAAGCAGAUAUAGCAUGUCUAAUCGACAAAAUUUCUAGUAGUAAAUUAGUUGCUGAGGAAUUACGUAAGCGUGUCUCCAUGAACGCAGAACGUGCUAUGAAAGAGCUAGGCUAUUUAGAGUAUGAUCAUCCAGAUAUUGCCAUCACUAUGAAAACCAAGGAGGAAAUUAACAGUUUGCUUGGAAUGGCUUCAGAGAUUCUUAAGAACUUAAAGUCAAAAGGAAUAAUUAAUAAAGCUGAAGUUGCUGAAAUACACAAGAUAAUUAUGGCCAAAAGAAAACAUGUGUUCGAUUUUGAACCUGUUAUCAAACUUCCUUCUCUUGAUGAAGUAUUAUACCAUAUUUCAUGGUUAAAUAAAUCAAAAUUCCACAUAAAUUUCAUUAAGAAAAAAGUCAAAAUUUUGACCUUUGAUUGUGGAAAUAAUAUAUUUGAAGAAGGUGAUAGUCCAAGAGGAAUAUUUGUGAUUCACUCUGGCAUGAUAAAGCGACAUAGUUCCAAACCUUAUUUAGGACUUGACCAACAACUCUUGGAGACAAAAGAAAAAGAGAAAACAGUUUAUGCAGACUACCUCCUCAGUGGGGCAAUUAUAGGAGAACUGAACUGCUUGACUGAGAAGCCCAUGACAUUUACUGCCACCUGUAAAACUGUAGUAGAGACCUAUUUCAUCAACAAAAGAGAUAUCUAUGAUAUAUUUAAUAAUUGCUGUCCUUCCAUAGAAUACAAAAUGUGGCUCAAGUUGGCACUUGCUAUUGGUGCUAAAAAAGUCAAGGAAAUUUUGGCUUAUGAGGAUUGGACAUACAACCUACAGUUACAACUUUGUAACGUGUAUGUGAGAGAUGUACUAUUAGGUUACAAAGUUGAUAUUUAUGAUGAAACUGUGAGCUAUGUUAUUCUUGUAUAUGGAAGUGUAGAAGACUGCCAGUUACAGAAGACUUACUUUGCACCUGAACUAAUUCCUAAAACAUGUCAUCAGAUAAAAGGCACUGCAAGAAUAACAAAAAUAUUAGUGAUUCAGACAUCAAUUGAUCUAAAGAAAUGCAGAAGCAACACUGCAAGAUAUGUCCCUGUUUGCAAACAUAUUAGAGCAGGAUCUAAACAUAAAAUGGACUUCUGGUUAGAUGACAGAUUUGGAGACGAUACAACUGCAGGAAAAGCUGUGAAUGCACAGAAAAAUAGUGAAAAUUUCACAGUGAGCUUGGAAUCACUUGGUGCUUUCUGAUUGCCUAGAAUCAUCUGCUUAGAAGAGAAAGAUUGGUUGACAAGGCUCCUUCCUUCCUUCCUUCCUUGAAGCAUCCACUUUUAUGUAUGUGUACAUGCUGUUUCCUGCUUUUGGUUUUUGGCUGUUGCCCUAUUGUGGAUAAAUGAAGAUGCAAAACUUCAAGAAUUCUACCAUGACAAUCUUCACCAAUGACUUCAGUAAAACCUGGAUUAGAUUUGCAAUAUUUUUCUUUUUUUUAGGAAUUCCUCAUAUCUAAAUUAAUGCAUUGUUCUAAGAUCUUAGUGUAAAUUUCUGGUAUAUUUUCUUACUCAUACAGAUAUGAAAUAAGCUUAUUCCACAUAGUUAAUAUACUAAUGUUAGAGUUUAAAUAACUAAUGCUAUAUUUAAAAAUUAAAACAUCAACAUAUUACAUUUAGAAUAUCACUGCUGGACAAAAUGUCUUAAUUACUUUGGUUUGUGCUGUCUAUGUGUUUUUCCAAAUGUGCAUUUCAUUCAAGGUGUUAAAGUAUUUUUGUUUUUUUCUUCA
Monodelphis domestica (gray short-tailed opossum) is the source of this 4489-nucleotide messenger RNA. It is a transcript of the gene SLC9C1, whose product is annotated as solute carrier family 9 member C1. Gene Ontology annotation, biological process: sodium ion import across plasma membrane; proton transmembrane transport; regulation of intracellular pH. The record is from RefSeq and is a predicted model, not a curated record. Lineage: Eukaryota; Metazoa; Chordata; Mammalia; Didelphimorphia; Didelphidae. Gene Ontology annotation, molecular function: sodium:proton antiporter activity; potassium:proton antiporter activity. Gene Ontology annotation, cellular component: plasma membrane.